Messenger RNA from Melitaea cinxia (Glanville fritillary), 1422 nucleotides. RefSeq lists its product as uncharacterized. The transcript is spliced from 3 exons. The coding region runs from base 60 to 992 and encodes 310 amino acids. Lineage: Eukaryota; Metazoa; Arthropoda; Insecta; Lepidoptera; Nymphalidae. The record is from RefSeq and is a predicted model, not a curated record.
CGUGUCUGUCGUUUGUGUUAAGUUGUUUUGUAGAAAGUAUAACGUUUAAAUCGAAUGCAAUGAAGUUAGUUUUGAUACUAAUUCUGGUAAUUCAGAUUAGUCUGAUUAAGCCGAACACAGCGCAAAAUGAAACAUCUUCAGAUUCAAAAGUGGCAACAAGUUUUAAAUCUGAUAAAACGAUGACGCAAACAGAAAGGAACAUUCCGGAAACAAGUAUAAGUAGACGGACAAAGUUUGUUGUAACACGAAGACCUCCUAUACAUGUUCGUCACAACAAGAUUCGAAGAGUGAAGAAAAUCCCAUUGAAGAUGAAAAUCCACAACAGAUAUAAAACGAUUGUUUAUAUCAAUCCUAAAAAUUUUUCAGUAAUAUCUCAUGUAGGAAAACCAAUAUUGAAUCAUAAAAAGCAUAUUGCAACGAAGCCAAAUAAAUAUGUAAAUAAUUCCAUUAUAAAUAAAAUCAAUACUACAGACAAUUUAAAUGAAUACAAAAAUGAGCCUACGAAAAAGCAGAUACAAACAGAAUCUGUUUGUAAUGGACCUGAAAUGAUGAAUAUCGUUUCCCCCGUCAAAGUAGUAGGCGGUAAAGAAAAAUUGAUUUUAAAUAGUUCGAAAUUAAAAGAUUUACGUAAAUUACACAAAUGUUUACUCCGAUUGAAAGGAUUGGAAAAUGCAUUUUCGAAUAAUAAACGAAAACAAAAACACAAAAAUGGGAAUUUUAAGAGUAAUGACAAAGACGCUAUGGUCAAUAUUGGCUCGUCUGAAUAUAAAUUGAAUGAGAAUAAUUUACAGUUUGUAAAUAAUCUAAGAAACGAUCUCAUCGCAAAGUCAGUUAAUGAUGGAAAAGCAACUGAAAAUAUUGAUCAUUCGCUUUCAAAAAGACAAAUAAAUAUUAUAGAAGAGGAAAGCGUUGGAACAACUUCAUCUGGUUUUAAGUUCACUGAUCGGGACUUAUUACACUCUCAACUUUUGUAUAGAAAUAUUCAUAAUUAAAUUAAUGUUAGUAGAAUAUUUUGUAAUAAAAUUUUAUUAAUGUUUGUAAUCGUAGAAAAUAAAUUCGAAUAAGACAUAUUACAUAUAUAGACAUACGCAUAAAACCGUAACUUUUAUGAUAAUCAUUAGAUGUUAAAUCCAAUUCAGUCGUAAUUAAUUUCAUACAUGAAAAAUAUUAAUAAAUUCAUGCUACAGCAUCUGUUAUACAUUAAAGUAAGUAAAAAUGUAAAAAGGUUGUGUAAAAUACUAAAUUUACGGUGGCAAUUACUCUCAAUCUCUACUGAGCUUCGUUACAUUUGGACUUAACUUUUCUGCAUCAGAUUAUAUUUUAAAUAUUUUGAUUACCAGAGAGAGUAAUGAAGUACUGAUACAACUUAUUUCAUAAUGGGUAUUUUUUAAAUAUAAAAUAAGACUAUAUACACAAGUAAAA